AUGGAUUUCCUUAAGAAGGCCAAACAGACCAUGAAGGAGCUGGAGGGAGACCUGAACAAAGCCACUGCUCAAUUAGGCUUCGGUGAUAAGUCUCAAAACGGAGCUCAGGUUCCUGUGGCCGCAGAGCCCGCAUCCAGCAACAGCACCCCCGCUACCAGUACCAUCAAUACCCCAUCGACUUCUGUUGCCCCCAGUACCGCUGGAGGAGACGCCCCAAAGACCAAGCUGCCCCUGGCCAUCCGCAAGAAUGUCCGUGACGAAUUCGAAACCAAGAUCCCCGAACUCGAAGCAAAUCUCUCCUCCGUCCUUGGUCAGCCAUGGAAGAUCAGUUUCGAUCCAGGCCAUCUCUAUACCCUAGCCGACGACCGCUUUUCCAAAGAGAAGCCCGGCCAAAUGUUCACCCAAUACUGUCAAGGCGCCACCAGAGGCAUCUCAGACUACAUCGAACAGUUCGGCGCCGAUGGAAAAUCCGAACUCAAUACUCUUGCCUCGUCCCACACCAUGACCCUCGAGCAGACCACGAAUCCCAAAAUCAGCUACUCGGGCUGCGAGAUCAGCAGCGGCAUGCUUCGUCUCGUCUUCCGUGAUAAAUACCUCGGCUCCAACAUUAAUACCGUGUGCGCCGAGCUCGCCACCGCUGUCAACAACGCCGGCAUGUCGUCCAACCCCGAGGGUGGUGCGGCAUUGGACUUUAAUGCCAAGAACGGCAUCAAGAAGGACUACGAACCUGAGAUUGGCAAUGUCAAGGCGAAGAUACAGUCGAUCCUCGGCUUGCCGAUGUUGGAACUCCACCCCAACUUCGAGCGCAACUUCGCCGCCAUCGCAGCCUACACGGCCUCCGGGAAGCAACCGACGACAUACCCACGCGAAUGGCAGAAGAAGCUCGGGUUUCAUACGUUCAAAUACUUUGAGAGUCUUGUCUCUUCGCUUGAAGGACAAGGCUUCGCCAAGGACGACAUGCUGCAGGAGGGAUACCAAGAGACCGCGGACAAGAAUGAGAUCGGGCUCAGGAUUGUGGAUAAGUUGCAGAAGGGUACCUAUAACGAGUGCGUGUUUGAGAACGGGGUCAUGUAUAUCCAGACAACGCCGCAGUACUGGACGUCGAACAUCCGGGAUGCGGGCGCCAAAAUUGUGGACUUGCUGUAG
Molecule: messenger RNA, 1146 nt
Organism: Letharia columbiana
Lineage: Eukaryota; Fungi; Ascomycota; Lecanoromycetes; Lecanorales; Parmeliaceae
Exons: 3
Coding region: 1-1146 (381 amino acids)
Source: RefSeq, a predicted model, not a curated record